Molecule: messenger RNA, 798 nt
Organism: Sinocyclocheilus grahami
Lineage: Eukaryota; Metazoa; Chordata; Actinopteri; Cypriniformes; Cyprinidae
Product: C3a anaphylatoxin chemotactic receptor-like
Exons: 1
Coding region: 16-798 (260 amino acids)
Biological process (GO): complement receptor mediated signaling pathway; phospholipase C-activating G protein-coupled receptor signaling pathway; inflammatory response
Cellular component (GO): plasma membrane
Molecular function (GO): G protein-coupled receptor activity; complement receptor activity
Source: RefSeq, a predicted model, not a curated record
CUGACUGGCUGCAGAAUGAAGACGACUGUCAACUCCAUUUGGUUUCUCAACUUGGCAAUUGCAGACUUCAUCUUCAUGUUGUCUUCAAUCAUAGAUCUUCUCUCAUUUUUGGGCCAGUGGGACCUUUACUUCAUGAGUUACAUUCUCCAGAUCAUGUUAACACUAAAUCUGUUUGCUAGUAUUUUUUUUCUUGUAGUUAUCAGUCUGGACCAAUGCCUGUGCACAUGGAUGGUUGUUCGGGCUCAAAAUAAACGAACUUUACUUAAAGCCAGGAUCAUCUGCAUAAUUGUGUGGGUUUCAUCCAUUGGCUGCAGCAUUCCUUCCUUUGAAGACAAUAUGUCUCUGAUCACAUAUGAAUUUAUAGUGGGCUUCCUCACCCCCUUUCUGAUCAUUGCAACUUCAUACAUAGGUAUUGGAGUACGAAUCAAACACCUCAAAGGGGGAAAGCAGCUCAGGUCGUACAGAGUUAUUAUAACUGUAACUCUGGCUUUUUUCAUAUGUUGGUUUCCAUAUCAUGCUAUAAGUUUUUGUAUAAUAACUGCAGUAGAAAAUAACUGGAGUGCCAGUGAUCGACAAGUAAUUGGGACAGCAACGACUAUCAGUAUCUACCUGGUUCAUCUCAACAGCUGUCUGAACCCCAUUCUCUAUGUGUUCAUGUGUGAUGAGUAUAAGAAGAAGCUUAAACAGUCUCUGCUGCUGGUGCUGGAGACGGCUUUUGCUGAGGAUCAUCUGGAUUUUAAGGGAGAUGCAAAAGAAAGAUCAGGACAAGAAAACCCAACUGAAUUGUUAGAUAUGUAG